Molecule: messenger RNA, 3003 nt
Organism: Cladocopium goreaui
Lineage: Eukaryota; Dinophyceae; Suessiales; Symbiodiniaceae
Source: the annotation of a GenBank genome assembly
AUGGCAGAUAUGAGAAGGAUAUUAGCAACAAGUCAAGAGUUGGAGCAAGGUCAGGAAGAAAUGAGGAGAGCUGAUGCUAGGAUGAAACGUGAGGCAUUAGAAAGAGGUGAGAAGGCUUUGGAAGAUAGGGCUGUUAGUGAAGGUGAAAUCAAGGUUGAGAGUCAGGAAGAAACUGUGAAACAAACAGCUAAGACACCUAGCCAGGGUUCUGCCACCGAACAGCUUUUGCCACCAACGGAUCCUCCUCCUGAUCCUCCUGCUCUUGGAAAUGGCGGCUCUCCUUCCGAGAUGGAUGAGAAGAAAACGGCCGUCGACAAGGGAGAUGGCACGAUGGUUAGCCCUGGAAUGCCGAAGGUUGUGGAUGUGGCGACUCCAGGAGGACAGUCGGCGGGAUCGGCUAGCAUGACUGAGUCAGCUAGGUCUAGAUCACAGGCGUUUGAGAAGGGUUCGAAAGAUGAGGAGCCACGUUUUUCAACACCUGAGGAACAGAAUUCGCGUUUGAAGCCAGGAACUGAAGACGAGGACUCUGCCUGGCUGCAUCGUUGUGAAGUUGAGGAAAGGGAAGAAAAGGAGGCUGCAAGACCCCCAUUCCUCCCUGAGGCUAGUCGAAACGAGAGUAAUGCUGCCACAUCCGGCGACGCCGGACAAGCAUUCUCUCGACAGGCUCAAGCAGCGUUUACCGCAGAGUUUAAGACCCCAAAGGAGGCUGCUAGACCCCCACAGAAGGAGCGAGCACCAGAUCCAUUUGAAGCAGAGGAGGAGACGGGCAUGAUCAGAGGAGUGGAGGUGGUGAGAACUGGCAUACCUGAUUUGACAACUCUUCCUCAGUGGUCAGCACACCAAGGACCACUGCAACUGGGCGAUUGGCUGUUGACCUUGGAGCCGAUCGUUGCAGACCUUUCUGCGAGCUCUGAACUUUGGUGGUCCAUGAUGAUCAAGGCCUCUGAACAAUGGUAUCAGCGGCACAUGGCGAUGUCGCCUUUGGAUCGAGUUCAAGAUGACGUACGUCCUCCUGCUGAAGUGAGUGUGGAGAAGCGGACCAGGCUUGAACGCAGGAUGGCUGCGAUGCUGUUGCAGGCUGUGCCAGAGACGGUCAAAGAAGAGUUGAUAUCAGCCCGAAGGUUGAGUGUCUUUGGGAUCCUGACUCAGUUGCUGCUGACGUAUUGCCCGGGAGGAGUGCUGGAGAAACAAACCCUCCUGCGCAACCUUGAGGACCCGGUGGAGGUCGCAUCAAUCAGUGAUCCACCAGCUGUCAUUAGAAAGUGGUUGAGGUGGAAGCUGAGGACGCAGGAGAUUGGAGCAGUGACCCCCGAUCCAGCUAUCCUCUUGAAGGGGUUGAACAAGCUGACGAAGCGGGUGUUUGAGGCACACAAGAAGCUUCGGUUCCGAGUCAGUUUGGCCAGGAACUCUUUGGGUGUUGACGCACGCCCCACAGACAUUUCAGUCGGACAAUUGGCAACUCACCUCUUGGCGGAGAUUGAGCAGGUUGCCUUGUCAGAGAAGCGGGCUGCUGCUGUGACCUCGAAGGUGGAGCCAAAGAUCAAGUCCAUGGAUGCGGAGAAAGGGAAGCAGAAGCAGAAAGAGAAGUCAGGUGAGGAGGAAAAGCCAAAGAUGAAGUGCCGCUUCUACUUGACUGACUCAGGAUGCAGAAGAGGCAAGGAGUGCACUUUAGCCACGACGUCAAGGAUGAGAAGCGUCGUUGCUACACCUGCGGAAGCACCGAACACCUUGCCCCAGCUUGCACAAGAUCUCAUGGACCUUCUUCAGAAUCCAAUCCCACGAAGCCAAGGGUUGCCAAGGCCGAGGGGGAGGAAAAAGGAGGUGGUUCUGGAGGAAGAAUCAGGUGUUUCAAGCCAGUCAAGCCAGAGCGAAGUGGUGAAAGACUUGCUUGAGGAGGCCGAUGCUGAAGUCGUUGUCGAGUUCUACAAGCCAGGCAUCAUCAGCGUCUGGUCUAUCUCCAGAGGAGGAGAGGAGAGAAAGGAUGUCAUGGAGCGUCUUCAACAGCAGCUGAAGUCUAUGAAGACGUUCAAGAUGAAAAAGUUGAAUGUUGGAAAUGAUGUGGGCUUGGUGGAUUCAGGGGCGACACACCCUCUUCGUCCUCGAUUUGAAGGCGAAGACACUGAGCUCUACCCAGUGGUGGAAGUUUCUUUGGCCGAUGGUCGUGCAGUGCGGCUGAAGAUGUCUCCUGGUGGUGCCAUGAUUUUGCCAUCAGAGGCGAUUGAACCAAUCAUCCCCAUGGGAAUGUUGUCGCAGAAGCUGAAUUGCAGCAUCUCAUGGGACCAGGGAACUAUGUGCAUCAAGCAUCCUCAACGACGGCAUCUCAAAGUGAUGAUGAAGGGCGGUUGUCCCCACGUGACGAGGGCAGAAGCUUUGACAUUGAUCUCCGAAUUGGAGGACAUCAAGCUUGGCAUCCCGAGGGAGGCGGUGGAGUUCAAUGCUGAGGUGGCUUGGAUGGAGAAGUUGGCUCAACAACACCCUGUUUUGUCAUCGUUGCCGAGCCAUGUCAAGGAGCGCUUGUUUGUGAAUCCAGGCGACUGGUCAUGUUUGCCCAGCAACCGCCACUCCAGGAAGAGAUGGAAAAGGAAUGGCAUUAUGCUGCACCUCUACGCAGGGCCUGAUUCUGGAUUUACCCUGCGCCAUGCCCUGAAGCAGCUUGGAGAUUCAGUGGAAAGUUUGGUUGAGGUAGAUGCUUUGAGAGGUGAAAGCCAUGACAUGUUGCCUGUUCGGCGUUGGGGAGGUGAGGAGUUCGGCAUUGAAGAUGCAACGGAGGAGGAACAGAAGAAACUACAUGAUGAUGACAUUCUCAUGUGGCGCUGUGUAUUUUUGUACAUGGUGACAGCGUGCAUGAGAAGAGCCAGAAAGAUCGAUGCGGAGGUGGUCUUUGCUUUGGAGCAGCCUGCUUCACCACAUGACUUCAUGCCAGAGGUCGUCAGCUGGUGGGACACAAAGGAGUGGAAAGACCUUGCGAAGGAGUUUUCUUUUGAGGAAACCACCUUCAACUAA